AUGGGAUUCACACUGAGGCGCUUACUUGGUGUCAAACCGCCAAAAGCCUCCAUUCUGCUGCCUUUCCUCGCCCCGAUCCUAAUGGUCGGCGGCCAACAAGGCGACAGCAGCGCUGCUAUGGAUAACGUCGUUACGGAGCGGAUGGCUGAGGAGAGCCACCGACAGGACAGUGCCUACCUGCUGAUCUUCAUCAUGCUGCUAACGCUCACCAUCCUCACCAUAUGGCUUUUCAAGCACCGCCGGUUCAGGUUCCUCCAUGAAACAGGGCUCGCUAUGAUCUACGGUCUCUUGGUGGGUGUGAUCCUGCGCUAUGGCAUCCAUGUGCCCCAGAGCAUGAGCGACGUGGUCCUCGAAUGUGCCGUCAACGCCAGCCCCGCCACUUUGCUGGUCAAUGUCAGCGGAAGGUUCUACGAGUACACGCUUAAAGGGGAAGUGAGCCGAGGCAAGGACCACCAAGUGCAGGACGAUGAGAUGCUGCGAAAGGUGACCUUUGACCCAGAGGUGUUUUUCAACAUUUUGCUCCCUCCUAUAAUCUUCCAUGCUGGUUACAGCCUAAAAAGGAGGCAUUUCUUCAGAAACAUUGGCUCAAUCCUGGCCUAUGCUUUUAUUGGAACAGUCAUAUCCUGCUUUUUUAUCGGGCUCAUCAUGUACGGCUUUGUGACUUUUAUGAAAGCUGUUGGCCAGAUCGGUGGGGAUUUUUUCUUUACCGACUGCCUUUUUUUUGGGGCCAUCGUCUCGGCAACAGACCCAGUGACGGUACUAGCAAUCUUCAAUGAGCUGAAGGUAGACGUGGACCUGUAUGCUUUACUGUUUGGAGAGAGCGUUCUCAACGAUGCAGUGGCCAUCGUCCUCUCGUCUUCCAUCGUGGCGUAUCAGCCGGCGGGCGACAACAGCCACAGCUUUGAAGCCAUGGCCGUGCUGAAAUCCUUCGGCGUCUUCCUGGGCGUCUUCAGUGGCUCCUUCUCACUCGGUGUGGCUACUGGAGUCAUGACUGCUCUCGUUACAAAGUUUACUAAGCUGAGGGACUUCCCUUUACUGGAAACGGGCUUAUUUUUCCUGAUGUCGUGGAGCACCUUUCUGUUGGCUGAAGCCUGCGGGAUGACGGGUGUUGUGGCAGUGCUUUUCUGUGGGAUCACUCAGGCUCAUUACACCUACAACAAUCUGUCCCGUGAAUCUCAAGACAGGACUAAACAGCUGUUUGAGCUGCUGAACUUCCUGGCAGAAAACUUUAUCUUCUCCUACAUGGGCCUGACGCUCUUCUCCUUUCAGUCACACGUCUUUAACCCCAUGUUCAUCAUCGGGGCCUUCCUGGCUGUGUUUCUGGGCAGAGCUGCAAACAUCUACCCCCUCUCCUUUCUGCUCAACCUGGGCCGCCGAAAUAAGAUCGGAAUGAACUUUCAACAUGUUAUGAUGUUUGCAGGUCUGCGUGGGGCGAUGACCUUUGCUCUGUCUAUCCGGGACACGGCUACUUACGCCCGGCAGAUGAUGUUUUCAACCACCCUUCUGAUUGUUUUCUUCACUGUAUGGAUCUGUGGAGGGGGCACAACGCCCAUGCUGUCUUUCAUGAGCAUACCAGUGGGGGUGGAUUCUGAUCAAGAAUACUCUAGUUCAGCUGUGUUGGACGGGUCCCAGAGGAGAAGCACCAAACAUGAAAGCGCCUGGCCCUUCAGGAUCUGGUAUACUUUCGACCACAACUACCUGAAGCCCCUCCUGACCCACAGCGGACCGCCUCUCACUGCCACUCUGCCAGCAUGUUGUGGCCCUCUGGCACGAUGCCUCACCAGUCCACAGGCCUAUGAGAAUGAAGGCCGGCUCCAUGAUGACGACUCUGACUUCAUCCUGAACGACGCCAACGUGAGUUCCUUGUACGCAGACGUCACCGUCAGCACCGACGCGUCCGGCUCACGCACCAUCAACCCCAAGCCCUCUGCCGCCGGCCCCUUCGGCGAAAACCGGGAUCGCGAGCUGGACCUGGUGGAGCGCGAGGUGACGAUCCGCGGCACGCGGCUGGUCCUGCCGAUGGACGACCCGGCGGAACCCCCGACGACCGUCACCCUCCCUCCGCCACCCUCUCCCCCGCGCUCUGAUCCUCACAGGCACAGACUGUAAGACGGGGUUUGAUGUUCCAAAAACAAAACAAAGACAUUAACUAACUAAAUGUAGUUCACAUGUAAAAUGAAUCAAACUGCUUUCCUCUAAUACUGCGGUGUUGACUGGACCAACUCUGCGUCUAAGCAGCCUGAAAUCAACGUCACCUUUUCCAAUAUGAGCCCUGCUUGAUUCAGCUCACCACGUUGGUAGAAUCCUGUGAUUAUUGAGGCACUACAUGUAGACUAGGGUACUAAAAUCCUCACAGCCGACCUAAAUGUGUGGCUGCUGUGUGAACUGAUUCAUGUGUACUAUUGCCGUCUCUAAAAGCUCCCAUCUUCUCUGCAUUGUGUCGGUUUAACGCUAAAGCAGAUGGAAAUGUCGGCUUCUCUGGGGUUAGGCUCCCACUGAUGAUUUCUUUUUGUAUUUAUCCAAGUAUUUGAUUUUGUGAUGAUUAUUCACACUAGGGUACGGAAACGAAUCAUAUAAAUAUGUUCUCAGAGACGUUCUGUUUGUUUUCCAUUCCUAAAUCCAAGGUUGGGAUUCUCAGAGCGAAUAGAAAGCGGGAUGCCUUUGAUGGGAGCGAUCCAGAUAUUUGGUACGACCAGCUGGUGUCAGAGGUUUACAGUCACUCUCCCUCUGAGUUUAUGCAUUGGAUUAGGAUUUUAAAGCUAGAUUUGAACCUGUUUUCCAGGAUGAUAUGAUGAUACAUCCAUCAUAUUUUCUUCCUUUGAAUUGGAUUAGCAUAAAUAAACAUAAGAUCCGAA
Molecule: messenger RNA, 2855 nt
Organism: Cyprinodon variegatus (sheepshead minnow)
Lineage: Eukaryota; Metazoa; Chordata; Actinopteri; Cyprinodontiformes; Cyprinodontidae
Product: sodium/hydrogen exchanger 6-like
Exons: 16
Coding region: 1-2109 (702 amino acids)
Biological process (GO): proton transmembrane transport; regulation of pH; sodium ion transport
Cellular component (GO): membrane; recycling endosome
Molecular function (GO): sodium:proton antiporter activity
Source: RefSeq, a predicted model, not a curated record